UCAUUAAGACUAUAUAUUUUCUUCAUUUUCCUAAAUUUUUUCUUCCUCUUCUCCAUAACUAAUACCAUUAUUAACCAAUUCUUCAUAUAUUCUAAGCUUUUUUAAAAAAAUUUAUUUUGGAAUAACACAUAUUAUCAUGGAAGCUGAGAUGUUAUUUUGGGGACGAACGGAGAAGAAGAAAAUGACGAAGUCUAAUUUUAAAGAAACAUGUUGUAGGUUUAGUCAGUUUUUGAAGGAGAAAAGAAGUUUAGGACAACUUGAUGCUUUUAAAGAUAUUGCUUCAUCUGAGCUUGAUAUCAUUGGGGCAAACUCAUUCCCCAACAAUAUGGAAAAGGAGAAAAUGUCUUUGAAGCUCUUUCCUAUGAACAACUCAAUGGAUGCCGGUGCUGAGAACUUGCCAAAAAGUAUGACCCAAUCAAGGGAAUUUCUAGCAUCAACGGAAGAGGCUAAGAAUGCUACACCAAGCAUGACCAUAUUUUAUGGUGGAAAAGUGUUGGUUUUCAAUGGAUUGCCUGAGGAUAAAGCUCAGGAAAUCAUGUUAGUUGCUAGUCGUGGGAACAUAAAGGCCAAUGUUGAGAUUCAGACUCAGACUUCGACUCAAACUGAAACUCAGAUUCAUAUUCAAACCCCGCGCAACAUAAAAUAUAUAACAACUGAUGUUGCACAAGGAUUAGUUCCUCAAGGACCUUCUAGCUUGUACGAUUUACCUCUUGCAAGACGAGUCUCCCUUCAUCGAUUCAUGGAGAAGAGGAAGCAUCGGAUCGCGAACAAUGCACCAUACCAUUUACAAAGUUCAAUGGUGGAAAUAUCAGAUUUGCAUCCUCAAAAAUUCAACAUGAUGAAAAGUUUGUAUGAGCCGCAACAACUUGAGUUGAAAUUGUAGAUUUGUUAAACUUAAAUUUUACGUCUCAAAUAUAGUCUAAGGUGCAUUAUUAAGAUUUAAGAGACUCUAGUUUCUAUAUGUGUACAUUUUUUAAUUUGCUAGUUUGUUAGGGUAUGUGAUCCUUACCCACUAUGUUAUAAAAUAGGUAUAUCCCUUAGUAUUGAUUCAUAUUUUCAUGCCUUUAUUUUUCAAUUACUGUUUUCGAUAUCAAAUAUGAAAAUCUGUAGAUAUUGGAUAAAUAAUAUAAGAACCAUUUUUAGUCAUUUUGUAAUCAUCAUUUUUAUCCUUAUUGUGAAAAACUUAAAAAGAUCGAGAGAACA
Messenger RNA from Amaranthus tricolor (Joseph's coat), 1203 nucleotides. RefSeq names its product protein TIFY 10A-like. The coding region runs from base 137 to 883 and encodes 248 amino acids. Lineage: Eukaryota; Viridiplantae; Streptophyta; Magnoliopsida; Caryophyllales; Amaranthaceae. The record is from RefSeq and is a predicted model, not a curated record. Gene Ontology annotation, biological process: regulation of defense response; regulation of jasmonic acid mediated signaling pathway; response to wounding. Gene Ontology annotation, cellular component: nucleus. The transcript has 3 exons.